ACGCUCACAUUUUUACAGUUUUACUAACCGACCGACCCAUCUUUCCUUAGCAUACAAAUACCCCCGGAACUCCGCACUCAGUCUCCUUCAGCUUGUCCAAGGUGGAAUUCUCAAGCUUCCCUCCUAAGGAAUUAGAUCGUCUAAGGCUGCGGCUACUAUUUCAAUUAGCAAGAGAGUGACGAAGAAGAUUGCGAUCUCAAUCACCAUGAAUUCAAGAAGGGACUACCGUAACAGUAGAGUUGCUCUCUUUGAUGGCAUUGAGGAGGGUGGUAUAAGGGCCUCCACUUCUUAUUCCUCCCAUGAAAUUGAUGAGCAAAGCAAUGAUAGAGCAGUGGAUGGGUUGCAAGAUAGAGUGAAUCUCCUGAAAAGAUUGACAGGUGAUAUACAUGAGGAAGUGGAGUCCCAUAACCGUAUGCUGGAUAGAAUGGGGAACGAUAUGGAUUCAUCACGGGGAGUCUUAUCAGGAACUAUGGAUAAAUUCAAGAUGGUAUUUGAGACCAAAUCGAGCCGGAGAAUGUUUACGCUUGUGGCAUCAUUUGUGGUCAUUUUCCUGGUUAUAUACUAUCUCACUCGGUAAAUAGUUUUAUGAAUGGAGAUAAUCUGCUGGUUUAUGCUUCUUGAACUGGGGAAAUUUUUUCACUUUGUUCCUGUGGUCAAUAUCAGCACCUUCCUGUAAGAUAUUUUGGUAUCUGAGUUUGUAUAAAGAUAUAUUGAUGCACCAGAGAUUUUUGUGUGUGGAAUUGAUUGCAUUUGCCUAA
This is a messenger RNA of Cornus florida, 758 nucleotides long. Its product is annotated as bet1-like SNARE 1-1. The record is from RefSeq and is a predicted model, not a curated record. The transcript is spliced from 6 exons. NCBI's taxonomy places the organism in Eukaryota, Viridiplantae, Streptophyta, Magnoliopsida, Cornales, Cornaceae. Bases 206 to 577 code for a protein of 123 amino acids.